Messenger RNA from Penicillium atrosanguineum, 2538 nucleotides. Its product is annotated as putative DUF221 domain protein. Bases 1 to 2538 code for a protein of 845 amino acids. NCBI's taxonomy places the organism in Eukaryota, Fungi, Ascomycota, Eurotiomycetes, Eurotiales, Aspergillaceae. The transcript is spliced from 3 exons. Gene Ontology annotation, cellular component: plasma membrane. Gene Ontology annotation, molecular function: calcium-activated cation channel activity. The record is from RefSeq and is a predicted model, not a curated record.
AUGUCGUUAACGACAUCGGCGGCCACUGCGCUGUGGACCGUUCUCGCCGACGAUCCAGACGAUGGGCGAGAACGACGCUGGGAAGAUCAGACGAAGCAGCAGCGUGAUCUAUAUACUCAGAUUGCCGUUAGCUCUGCCCUAGGACUGGGUGCUUUCCUGUCAUUCUGUGUGUUACGGCCCAAAUGGACAGAACUCUAUGCCGCGCGGAGAAAAACACGCAACGCUGCGUCGCAUUUGCCCGAGCUACCCGAUACUUUCUUUGGGUGGAUUCCAGUCUUAUAUCGUAUCACUGAGGAAGAAGUUCUCCAGUCCGCUGGACUAGACGCAUACGUGUUCCUGUCCUUCUUCAAGUUUGCGAUCCGCUUCUUAGCAGCCGUCUUUUUCUUCGCCGUCGCUGUCCUGCUUCCCGUGCAUUACAAGUAUACCGGCAAAUAUGGAGUUCCCGGUUGGGAUCCCGAAGACGGUCCCGGCGACACCACCACCGGCGUAGUAGGAGAACUGUCCAAGGACAAGGAAAAGGGCGAGGACAACCCGGAGUACUUGUGGAUCUAUGUCCUAUUCACCUACGUCUUCAGCGGCUUGGCCAUCUACUUGCUGCUCCAGCAGACGGACAAAAUUAUUCGCGUUCGCCAGACCUAUCUUGGAAAUCAGACCAGCACCACUGACCGUACGGUCCGUUUGUCGGGAAUACCCCGCGAUCUAUCGGCCGAAGAUAAGAUCAAGGACUUUGUAGAGGGUCUCAGGGUGGGCAAAGUGGAGACCGUCACCCUGUGCCGCAAGUGGGGUGAUUUGGACAAACUCAUUGAUGAACGCAUGAAGAUCGUGCGCCAGCUGGAACGGUCAUGGACGAAACAUAUUGGGUACAAACGUCCUCGCCGUGACCGAGGGGACACCUUGCCGUUGACUCACCAACCACCACAACCCUCUAACGGCACGCUGAACGAGGAUGACGAGCAUGCUGGCUUGCUGUCGGGGACUGAUCGGGAGCACGUCUCAGGGUAUUCCCAUGCGCGACCCAAGGCCCGUAUCUGGUACGGUCCACUGAAGCUUCGGUACUACACGAUCGAUGCGAUCGACUACUACGAGGAGAAGCUGCGGACGAUCGACGAACAGAUCCAGGCUGCUCGAGAGAAGGAAUACCCUUCAACCGAGAUCGCGUUCGUGACGAUGGAGUCAAUUGCGGCCUCGCAAAUGCUGGUGCAAGCUAUUCUCGAUCCGCACCCCAUGCAAAUGUUUGCUCGCCUUGCUCCUGCGCCUGCCGAUGUCAUCUGGAAGAAUACCUAUCUCUCUCGCUCCCGCCGGAUGACCCAGUCGUGGCUCAUCACUGUGCUUAUCGGAUUCCUCACGGUAUUCUUCUCUGUCCUCUUGCUUCCUAUCGCCUCUCUUCUGCAACUGGAGACACUCCACAAGUUUGUACCGCAGCUCGCGGAGUUCCUCUCACUCCAUCCUCUUUUGAAGUCCUUGGUUCAAACAGGUCUGCCUACUUUGGUAUUCUCGCUGUUGACAGUGGUCGUCCCCUACUUGUACGAGUGGCUCUCGAACAACCAGGGAAUGAUGUCGCGUGGUGAUGUUGAACUCUCAAUCAUCUCCAAGAAUUUCUUCUUUGCUUUCUUCAACCUGUUCCUCAUCUUCACCGUCAUUGGAACAGCAAGUGGAUUCUACGGUUUCUGGGAGCAUUUGCGUGAUGCUUUUAAAGAUGCCACAACCAUUGCCUUCGCCCUGGCUAAGUCCUUGGAAGGUCUCGCGCCGUUUUACAUCAAUCUGUUAGUUCUGCAAGGAUUGGGUCUUUUCCCCUUCCGACUCCUCGAGUUUGGAAGCGUUGCCCUGUACCCCUUGCAGUUCCUCCGGGCGCGGACCCCACGGGAAUAUGCGGAGCUGUCAACACCGCCGAAGUUCAGCUACGGACUCACAAUUCCUCAGACCAUCUUGAUCUUGAUCAUCUGCAUUGUGUACUCGAUUUUCCCCAGCUCAUGGCUGAUCUGCCUGUUCGGUCUUGUCUACUUCUCCGUCGGCCAGUUCAUUUACAAAUAUCAGCUGCUGUACGCCAUGGACCACCAACAGCAUUCGACCGGACGUGCCUGGCCGAUGAUUUGCAAUCGGGUAUUCAUUGGCCUGGUCGUGUACCAACUGGCCAUGAUUGGAGUCCUCGCUUUGCGCACGGCGGCUACCCGUCAGCUGCUCCUGGUACCUCUUCUGGUGCCCCUACUGAUCUUCACGGUCUGGUUUACAUACUGGUUUUCACGGACCUAUGAACCGCUGAUGAAAUUCAUCGCUCUCAAGAGCAUCAACCGGGAUCUUUCGGGUGGCGGCGAGCUCUCUCCCUCGUCGUCCUCCACGUUCUCGCCGCCUUCGGGCAUGGAUCGUGAUGCGCUUCCGAUUCGCAUCGGCGGCCAUGAACUGGAGUUGCGUCUGAAAAAGUACGUCAACCCGAGUCUGAUUGUGCCGCUACAUGGUGCCUGGCUCCCGGGUCGUAGGCCUUCUCAGAGUAACGGUGGCCCGCUUUAUGAGAACCACGAGUCGUCGAACAACUAUCCUUGA